Pelodiscus sinensis (Chinese soft-shelled turtle) is the source of this 1743-nucleotide messenger RNA. The record is from RefSeq and is a predicted model, not a curated record. NCBI's taxonomy places the organism in Eukaryota, Metazoa, Chordata, Testudines, Trionychidae.
AUGGGCCAGGAAGGAAGAAAGACUGACUUUGACUUGUCUUCUAAGUACUUGGGAGAAACUCCCAUUAUGGGAUCAGUAGAAGAACUUAAAUACAAAAGGAAUGAUGUUUUAUACCAACAGAACAAGACUGAUAAAGAGGAUCUCCUAAGCCCUGAAGAACAAACAAUGCAAAAUGGAACAUUAAUAGCUGGUGAGUCCACCUACUUAGAGUUGAGGAAAGAUUCUACAAACACUGAAAAAACAGACUCUUUAUCUGACAUCCUGUCAUCUCAAUGUAGUGAUCACUCACAUAAGACUAGUUCUGGUGUCACUACAAGCAUGGGAAGCCAACAGACUGAAACAGAAGAUGCUAAGCUAAGCCAAGCAUGUGAAGCUGUGGUUUCCCAGGCUCUUUCAGCAAAAAUGUCUAAAACUCCAUCACCUAAACUGGAUGAUAAAAUCAGUGAGCCCCUCAGAGAAGAACAGCCAGAUGUACAGGUUGUAAAUGAACAUUCCCCAGAGGCUGAUGCACAGGAGAAGAAAAGUAGAAGAACAAGUUUGGGCAAGCAAAUAAUAGAAGCAAAGAAGGAUUCAUUUGACUUUGAAAAUUCAUCUGACUCUCUGAAUUAUGCAAAGGUCACUGAUGCGAAACAAAAAAUUCUUGGCCUGAAAGUUUCUUUACAAAACCAGAGGAAACACCUUUUCUCUGAAAGUAAUCUUGACACUCCAAGCAAUAGUCUGAGUGAAAAAAGCUGGAUCCUUGAUUCUCAGAAAAAAUCAUUGCCGAAAACCCAAGAUUAUACCCGAAGAAGACCAAGGGUCAGAAGUAAAUUAAAAGUGUUGCCAUUAUCGUCCGCAAGUAGCGGCAGUGAUUACCGCACAAAGAAAGUUGGUGUUUCAAGACAGACAAUGCACAGGGAAGUGCAGAAGAAGGAAACCAAAUCCAGUGCAACGAGGCUUGAUUUCUCUACAGUGGAACAGCCUGAUAAUUUGGAAGCAGAUGAUCUGACACUCCCAUUAAGUGUAUCUUCUCAUGAGGAUUCUGAUGCCGGAGAGAAAUAUGAGGAGGUAUCCAGUAAAUUGCCAGGAGAAGAUAAAGUCUCCAAACUUAAACGAGGCGGCUCAGAUCUAUCACCUGGUGGGGUCGUGAAAAAGCCUAAACUUUCUACAUGGGAAAUGGAUCAGUCAUCUCCUGGCAUUCCCUUUGAACCAAGGAAACUUUUUGAUUCAACAGAGAAAAAGGAAAUUCCAACAGGGGAGAAAUCAGAUGAAUUAGAUGACAACUUUGUCUCCAAGGUACUGCAUGAGGACGUCGGUGAUUCUGAUGUCAUAGCUGCUUUUGAAAGCUUUACCAGCCAACUAAAGAAAACAUUCUGGUCCAGGUACAAAAGAAUGGAGAUUUGUGCAAAAAAUGCUUUGAAGGCUUCUGAAAAAAAUGUGUCAGCUUUAUUAAAUCAGAUGCAUCAAUGCAGACUGAAUAAAUUGGAGAACUUCCACAAGGUGGUUGUCCAAGAACUUGCCCAUCUUGAGAAGGAUGCUCAAAUUUUAUCCAGCCUCGAGAAGGACACAGUGGAUUUCUGGAAUAAACAGUCCAUCAAACUGAGCUCUUUCUGUAAUCAUCAAAAGCAAAGAAUUCAAUCUAUGGAUUCAGUACUGGAAGAAACUGUGAAGAGUUUUGAAGAUACAAUACAAAACACAAAGUAUGAACAUCCACAGGAGAAGGUGGAAGAAAAUAGUAAGGUGUUCGUUGUUGCUUCUGAUUAA